AUGAUUAGGGACUCCGGAUAUGAGCAAACAACGAACAACGUCAAGUGUGAUACAAACCUGCUAGUGCUGAAAGAGGAGAAUCAAGAUCCGAAUGAACUGGAACAGACAGAUCAGUAUGAGAAACACCAUGAUUUCAUAACUGGUGAAAAAGCCACACAGACUAAAACGGCUUCUAUACGAAAAAGAGCUCAGAAAACCAAAUCUAACAGCUCUUUCACCUGCCAUCAUUGUGGAAGGAGUUUCGAUGAAAAACAAAAACUUAAAAUGCACGUGAGAGUUCACACUGGAAAGAGACCAUUCCCCUGCCAACAGUGUGGAAACCGUUUCACUCAAAAAGCAGCCCUUCAAAAUCACAUGAGAACUCACUCGGGAGAGAAGCCAUUCACCUGCCAACAGUGUGGAAAGAGAUUCACUGAAAAAGCAAACCUUCAAAAUCACAUGAGAACUCACUCGGGAGAGAAGCCUUAUACAUGCAAACAGUGUGGAAAGAGUUUCCCUGCAAAACAAAACCUUAAAAUCCACAUGAGAGUUCACACUCAAGAAAAGCCUUACACCUGCCAACAGUGUGGAAACCGUUUCACUCAAAAAGGAUCUCUUAACAAUCACAUGAGAACUCACUCUGGAGAGAAACCUUUCACCUGCCAACAGUGUGGAAAGAGUUUCGCUCAAAAACCACACCUUCAAAUACACAUGAGAACUCACUCGGGAGAGAAACCUUACACUUGCCGUCAGUGUGGAAAGAGUUUUACACAGAAAAGCACCCUUCAUUCCCACAUGAACAUUCACACUGGAGCGAAGCCUUAUACAUGCGAACAGUGUGGAAAGAGUUUCCCUGCAAAACAAAACCUUAAAAUCCACAUGAGAGUUCACACUCAAGAAAAGCCUUACACUUGCAACCAUUGUGGGAAGAGUUUCACAAACAAACAAAGUCUUAAGUGUCACAUGAGAGUUCACACCGGUGAGAAGCCGUUCACGUGUGAUCAGUGCGGGAAGAGUUUUUCAGCCAAAUGUAAUCUUAAACUUCACAUGAGAGUUCACACUGGAGAGAAGCCGUUCAUGUGUGAUCAGUGCGGGAAGAGUUUCACACAUAAACAUAAUCUUGAGUGUCACAUGAGUGUUCACACUGGAGAAAAGCCCUUCACAUGUGACCAAUGUGGAAAGAGUUUCACACAAUUAGCACACCUUAAUGGACACAUGAGGAUCCACGCUGGAGAAAAGCCACACACGUGUGAUCAGUGCGGGAAGAGUUUCAAGCAAUCAUCACACCUUUAUGCUCACAUGAGGAUCCACACAAGAGAUAUGAUGUACCCUUGUGAUCAAUGCGGCAAAACGUUUCUUUGGGCAUCAGCUCUGAAAACUCACCUGGCAGUUCAUACGAAGGAGAAGCCGCAUUCAUGUUCUGAAUGUGGAAAGAGUUUUUCACUGCUGCGGAGUUUACAGAAACAUGAGAAAAUGCAUGCUGAUGUGAGAGAGUACAUGUGCUUUGAGUGUGACAAGACUUUUAUUACAGCAAACUGUUUAAACCUGCACCAGAGGAUCCACACUGGAGAGAAACCUCACAAGUGUUCACACUGCGACAAGAGAUUCAGUCUGUCAUCAAAUCUGAAAAGACAGAGGAUCCACAGCAGAGAGAAACUGCACACAUGUGAUCAGUGCGGGAAGAGUUUCGCUUUUAAAAGUCAGCUGAAAGGACACAUGAAGAUCCAUACACUGGAGAAACCGGAUCACUGCGAUCCAUUCCACAAUGAAAUGUUCAAUGAGAGAGUCUAUGAAGAGGAUGAAGGUGAAGUGGAUGACAGAGAGAAUCGUGAGCAGGCCGGAGACCAGAGGGCUCAGGAUAUUAGAAAUGCACCGUGUGCCUAUUUUUCAAGCCUGUAG
Sinocyclocheilus anshuiensis is the source of this 1878-nucleotide messenger RNA. Its product is annotated as gastrula zinc finger protein XlCGF57.1-like. The transcript has 6 exons. The record is from RefSeq and is a predicted model, not a curated record. Lineage: Eukaryota; Metazoa; Chordata; Actinopteri; Cypriniformes; Cyprinidae. Gene Ontology annotation, biological process: regulation of gene expression. Gene Ontology annotation, cellular component: nucleus. Bases 1 to 1878 code for a protein of 625 amino acids.